UGUGCGUAAUAUUGCUUAUAUAACAGCGCGAGUACAAUGGGAAUGGGAUUUAGCUUGGAAAAUAGAUAGUUUGUGAGGGAAUGGUAGCAUUUUUGAGCUACGUGUUUGAGUAAACGUUAUAGCAGGUCGGAUGUUUCGUUAUCUGUUUCAAAAUGAGAUGUCAAGAUCUCGACGUGUGGCGGUCAUCGCGUUCAUUUUGCUGACGUCACAGAUACUUCGUUUGUUCUUCGAAAACUGGUAUCUUUUUUCGGGAAACAUAAAUUAUAUUUCUUCUGCUGCGAAAGACAUCGGCUCAAUACGCGUUGUUCCGCCUUCCAUCGAGCACGAAGGUGGAUACUUGGUCAACAGAUUUUAUAAGUCAGAAGGUUUCGGGAUGAACGAUUUAAAAGACCCAGCUGAUGUUACACUGGUGAUGCAUGGGACAGUAGAUCGACUGUACAGAUUAAUAGAAAUCGCAGAGGUUUGGAGUGGACCAAUAUCAAUGGCUGUGUACGCACCCAUGCAAGACGCAAGUUUCUUUGAUGACGCGAUUGAUGGGUUAAGAUUAUGCUGGGCAACACUGCGAAAAAGUGUUUCCUUUCAUUUAGUACAUCAUGUCAACUCGCCCGCAAACGUAACGCAGUUGGGUUCGUUCGUAUAUCUCUCUUGCAAAGACAUCAUACGCCGUCUACGCUUAGUUAGGCCGAACGCUGGUCGGUCUCAGUACCCACAUAACUUGUUACGGAAUGUUGGAAGGAGCGGAGCGCUAACUAACUUUGUUCUUCAUAUCGACGCAGACCUGGCACCGUCGCGAAGUUUGCGAGGGAAAUUCAAGGAAUUGUUGAAAUUGCAUAACUUGGAAAGCGGGAUAGCGGCAAGGUCUUCAAAACUUCUAUUCGUGCUACCCGUGUUCGAGCUUCGACAGUUUCAAAACCCAGUAAGAACGAAACAAGAACUUGCAGAAGCGAUAAAAGAAAGAAACGCAAUACCUUUUCUUCAGGAAACAUGUGUACCUUGUCACCGGCCCACGGAUUACGAUCGUUGGUUGCAAUCGUUAAAGAGCGAUUCUAAUGAUUCGGAAAUGUCUUAUAAAGUAGAUUACGUGAAAGAAUGGACUCCUUUCUUUAUAACGUCAAAGCACUCGCCAUUAUACGAUGAUCGGUUCGUUGCAUUCGGGCAUGAUGUUUUGGCAAACAUAUGCGAGUUACAGGCGAACGGGUACGAGUUUCACGUUCUCACUCACGAAUUUCUUAUCCACAAUGGCUACAGAACUAAGAGCAGAAUGACAGAGUUUGAGAGAACGCGCAGAGACGACAGGGCGACCUUUUAUGACAAAUUUCUUCAAGAACUUCGUGAAAAUGGUUUGGUCGGUAGCAUGUACAAUAACUGCUACGACUGACAACCGAUCUUAAAUGCAACCCUUUACUAUGCAAUAAAUAUACAACAUAUUCACA
Molecule: messenger RNA, 1433 nt
Organism: Ciona intestinalis (vase tunicate)
Lineage: Eukaryota; Metazoa; Chordata; Ascidiacea; Phlebobranchia; Cionidae
Source: RefSeq, a predicted model, not a curated record